This is a messenger RNA of Cydia amplana, 1181 nucleotides long. RefSeq lists its product as uncharacterized. Lineage: Eukaryota; Metazoa; Arthropoda; Insecta; Lepidoptera; Tortricidae. The transcript is spliced from 3 exons. Gene Ontology annotation, molecular function: protein binding. The coding region runs from base 241 to 588 and encodes 115 amino acids. The record is from RefSeq and is a predicted model, not a curated record.
AGUCGGUGUCGUUAUCGCGCCCCGUCCUCCGGCUGGCAGAGGUUAUCGCUUCCCCCACCAGCUCCCGCUCGAUACCGAUGCACCAGUAAAGCGAAAAAUACACAACCAAUAACACCGACCGACCACAAAACAAAACAAAUAUAUAUUAAAUAAAGUCGGAUCUCGAUCGGGAUCGCACGCGGAGUCAUCGCGGGUGUGGCUUGUGGCGGCAGUUACGUUUUCGGACACAAUCAGGUGGAGAUGUUAAGCGGGAAGCUUCUGUUUUGCGCGAUAUUACUUGCUGCGUGGCACGAGGCUCACACCGCCAGCCUCCCGUUCGUGCGGCUGCCGCGGCUGGACGACAGCGACGACAACGAGCUACUCGACGACGUGGCGGACGCGCGGCUGCCGGUGGAGAUGCGCGCGCGCGUGCGCGAGGGCGUGCCGCCGCCGCUGUGCGCGGGCCGCUGCGCCUCGCCCCCGCGCGGCCCGGUUUGCGCCUUCGACGCGGCCGGGACGGCGCGCACCUUCGCCACCCUUUGCGAGCUUGAGGCAGUAUCGUGCCGUGAGAGCACCUAUUAUGCUAUCACGAGCCUGGGCGAGUGCUGACUGAAGAGACGGCCUUAAAAGUAGUAUAAGAUUACUUUACCCAAAUUUUUCUUGCAAGAAUAUUAAAUAAAUACCUUUAGUUACUUAUAUCCGCUGCCUACAAAGAAAUCGUAAAAAUGAUAUUACAUUAGAUCGUGUAGCGGGCAUUAAAAGUUUGUUUUAUAUUUUUAAUGACUAAUAAAUAAGGGAGAGAAUUCGUUUAUAAAUUGAGUACACGAUAUCUUUUAAUUAAUGAUAAAAUGUAUAAAACUUAAUGCACAUCACAUGAAAAAUAUCAAAGAAUGCAAUAUUUUCUAAGAAUUACUUAGUGCGUUGCUAGGUAGUAGAAAAGUUCCUAAAUUCCAAAUUGUCAUUAGAAGAUUUUAGAAUAAUCUUUAAAAUGUUUGAAGAUAUAAAUUGGUAUAUCUUAAGAUUUUCUAGUUUCCGUAGUAUUAAGCAGUACCUACAACAUAUGAUUAUUUAUUGUACAAAGUACGAGUUAACCAGUAGGUUAGUUGAGCGACUGAAAUGUUCCAGUCCUAGACGAAUUGCUGUAUUUAUAAAUGUAUCAAGUAAAUAUUUUAAAUAUGAAUAAAGCAUAUAUUUUAUAACAA